AUGUGGAUCUGUUGGAGCAAACACAGAGGAGGCCACCAAGCUGAUCAAGUGAAUGGCUGAGAAAGUUGGGAUUGUUCAACCUGGAGAAGAGAAGGUUCCCUGCUAUUCUUAUGGUCAAAAGUUGUCCAAACUGGCCAUCUUGAGAAUAGCCUGUAACUAUAUCCUUUCCCUGGCCAGACUAGCAGACCUGGAUUACAGCGCUGACCACAGUAACAUGAGCUUCUCUGAAUGCGUGGAGCAGUGCACUAGGACCUUACAAGCAGAAGGAAGAUCUAAAAAAAGGAAGGAGUAAUAACCAGGAAGGGAGGAUUCUGAAGAGCUUCCAACCAGAGUUACAUCUGGUCUUGGCAAAGGUUGCACGAUCCAGACGAAGACUGAAAGCAGCUUUUUUGCAGAAACCCCUACUGGAGAUGAUGAUUGGCCAAGGAACUUUCUUAAUCUCUGGAACAGAAAGGAAAAAAGGAAAAGAAGAGAAAAAACAAAAGGACAGGGAUGCUUCUUAUCGUUGUUAAGCCAGCCACCUUUUAGUACGUGCAAUUUAUUUAGCACUUUUCCCUUUGCUUAACUGGGAAAUGUUACCCUCUCAGCUCAUGUGUACAGAAAUUUUUUGUUGUUGUUGUUGUUGCUGUUGUGCCAAAGAUUUGAUGGAGCUUCUA
Molecule: messenger RNA, 656 nt
Organism: Ficedula albicollis (Collared flycatcher)
Lineage: Eukaryota; Metazoa; Chordata; Aves; Passeriformes; Muscicapidae
Gene: ATOH8
Product: atonal bHLH transcription factor 8
Exons: 3
Coding region: 53-292 (79 amino acids)
Molecular function (GO): protein dimerization activity
Source: RefSeq, a predicted model, not a curated record